This is a messenger RNA of Plutella xylostella (diamondback moth), 975 nucleotides long. RefSeq names its product proteasome alpha3 subunit (gene Prosalpha3). Gene Ontology annotation, cellular component: proteasome core complex; proteasome core complex, alpha-subunit complex. Gene Ontology annotation, biological process: ubiquitin-dependent protein catabolic process. The record is from RefSeq and is a predicted model, not a curated record. Lineage: Eukaryota; Metazoa; Arthropoda; Insecta; Lepidoptera; Plutellidae.
UCCGAUUUCCGAACGGCCACCAGUUUCAAAUGUUUGCUGUCAUUCUGUCCGGCAAAUUAUUUUUAUAGAUAAAAAAUCACGAAAACUGAGAAUAUUUAUUGCAGUUAUCCGUUUAUAAAGUGGAUUUAUUGAAUUUAUAACCAUGGCUAGACGUUAUGAUACCAGGACUACAAUCUUUUCGCCGGAAGGUCGGCUAUACCAAGUGGAAUAUGCGAUGGAAGCCAUCAGUCACGCUGGUACUUCGCUCGGCAUCUUAGCUACCGACGGUAUCCUGCUCGCCGCUGAGCGUAGAAACACAAACAAACUCCUGGAUGAGGUAUUUUCCUCCGAGAAGAUCUACAAAUUGAAUGAUGACAUGGUGUGUUCAGUCGCCGGGAUCACUUCUGACGCUAAUGUGCUGACUAAUGAGCUUAGACUGAUUGCUCAGAGAUACCUCCUCCAGUAUGGUGAAUCGAUCCCGUGUGAACAGCUUGUGUCGUGGCUGUGUGAUGUAAAACAGGCUUACACACAGUAUGGAGGCAAGAGGCCCUUUGGUGUGUCGAUCCUGUACAUGGGCUGGGACAAGCACUACGGCUACCAGCUGUACCAGUCCGACCCCAGCGGCAACUAUGGAGGCUGGAAGGCCACUUGCAUCGGCAACAAUAGCGCUGCUGCAGUAUCAAGUUUGAAACAGGAGUACAAGGAGAAUGAGACCACUCUGGCUGAGGCUCAGGCGUUGGCCAUCAAGGUGCUCAGCAAGACCCUCGACAUGACCAAACUCACCCCUGAGAAAGUGGAGAUGGCAACCCUGACCCGGCAGGGCAACAAGACGGUGAUCCGUGUGCUCACGAGCGGAGAAGUCGAGAAGUUGAUAGCGGACUUCGAGAAGACAGAGGCAGAGGCCGAGGCUGCCAAGAAGCAGCCCCCGAAGUCGUAAUUUAUAUGUGCUUAAUUUUAAUUAUCAUCGAUUAUAUCCAGUAAAAGGUUUUUUGUAAA